GCUCCGCCCCUGGCGCCGGCCGCACCGCAGCCGCUUCCUGCCGAGAGAUUUGCGCCUGCGGCGGUUGGAGGUGAAGAAAAUUCCAGAAAAAAUCCCACCGCGGCGGCGGCGGCGGCGGGGUGAUCAUAACGAGCCAAGAUGCCCAUCAAGGUUGAUGAUGUGAUGCAACUGUUCUGCCACCUCUCUCAGGAGAAGGGAAUGAAAGCUGCUGUUAGACACUCAGGUCGAGGAGCGCUGCUGGCGGGUGCAACAGCCUUUAUUGGGGGCUUGGUGGGGGGUCCUGCUGGCAUCGCUGUAGGGGGAGCAUUUGGUGGAUUGCUUGGUGCCUGGAUGACUACUGGACAGUUCAGGCCAGUCCCUCAGAUUUUACUGGAAUUGCCUCCUGCUGAGCAGCAGAAACUCUAUGAUGAAGCCCUUGUUAUUCUCAGGAGCUUAGACUGGACUGAUAUUGCUCAGCUGACUGCCCUUGUAAUGGGAAAUGCUAGUCUCCAGCAAAAGUUGACAGGAGUGCUGAUAAAUUACCUCUCAAAAGAGCUAAGAGCAGAGAUACAGUAUGGAGAAUAAACCUUUCUAGAGCAGGCUUUUUACAUUGUAAUGGAUUUUACUCUGACAGUUGUGAUUCUUCAACAUAGCAAUUAUUAGUUAUCACUACUAAUGAUAAAUCUUGGCAGAUCUAAGGGAUUUUUUUUGUGAAGAUAGGAUUAGAUUACUGCAUUAUCCUGAUACUGAUUUACUAUGUAAUUCUGAAUUAAUGUGCACUGUAAGAUGGGAUUGAAUUCAAAAUUAGUGAAAGAAAUCAUGCUUCUGUUAGGUUAACAUAGCACUGGGUAAAUUUUUUGAAGUCACUGUAUUUUACAUAGGAGAUUUAAUCUUGUUUUCCAGAAGUGCUUUAAAUUCCUUCUGUAAGUGGUGCAAAGGUGCCAAAGUAGUUUGGAUACUUUGAAGAAUUUUACCUACUGUCUAUUUCAGUCCUGCAAAGGAAAGUUGUAAGAAGGAAGGGACUUCUACUGUGAACUCAAAUCUCAAGCCUUUCUUUAUUCUUUGUUUCAUUUUUAUUGUGAUUUUUGAGUUAUUUAUUCCUUUAUGCAAGCUGUGAAGUAAAUGCCUAAUUGAGACUUAAAGCAACAGAUAAACAAACUAUGCACAAUCGGUUCCUGAUAUUCUGGAAUGCUAAGGCAUGGCUUUUUUUCUUCUUUUUUUUUGUUUUUUCUUUCUUUCUUUUUUAAGGAGUGAAUCUACCAUUUUUAUACUAACCCUAGAGUUAGAAUUCAACAUUAUCUUGACUGAACCUGAACAGAAUAUGCUAGCUAAUUUUCUUUUUUCAUUAAAAUAUUCUCAAAAAGUUAUGUUACAGUCAACAGUUUAAAGGGAUUUUCUUUAAAACAAAUUUUCUUGAGGAAGAAAAUGUUCUGUUGAAUUCCUAAGAAGCAUCAUAGUGACGUGUUUUGUUUUAAAGUAAGUGAAAUCUUUAGGUAUUGGAUGCUGAAAUUCAACCAAGAAGGCAGUCUUCUACUGGUCAGCCAGCAGUUAGGAGUGGUAGUAUGGGGUGAUAUCCCAGCAAUAGUUAAUGUAAACUCCAAGUGAAAUGUUGCUUAAUAUCCUAACCAGUUGUUCACUGUUUGUUUCAAGGCACUUGUAAAACAAGUUCGUGAACAGAAAAUGUACAGAUGUGCCUACUUUUAUAUAUAAAAACACAAGUGAAACUGUUCUGACCGUUUCUUUCGUUUUCCCCUAAAAAUAAAGAUUUCUCUGUGUA
Molecule: messenger RNA, 1756 nt
Organism: Rhea pennata
Lineage: Eukaryota; Metazoa; Chordata; Aves; Rheiformes; Rheidae
Gene: C13H19orf12
Product: chromosome 13 C19orf12 homolog
Exons: 4
Coding region: 139-564 (141 amino acids)
Source: RefSeq, a predicted model, not a curated record